Molecule: messenger RNA, 2443 nt
Organism: Cuscuta epithymum
Lineage: Eukaryota; Viridiplantae; Streptophyta; Magnoliopsida; Solanales; Convolvulaceae
Source: the annotation of a GenBank genome assembly
CUCAAUGUCCUGAAUUUUAAAUUUUAUGCGCUCAAGUGAAAGAAUUAAAGUGAGUUGUAAUAAUCCCAUCAUAUUGGAUUGCUUUCUCUUAAAAAAAUCAUAUUGGAUUGCUCUUAUAAAUCUGAUGCCAGCGCCCAUUUCCAGCUGGCCUGAGACACUGAAAUAUUUCUUGGAAGGAGGUCAGAAAAAAUGGAGCUUGAUCCAUCUCAAGCAGAUUCAUUCUCUGCUGAUCACAUUUGGUCUCUGCCACCACAAUUCCUUUCUCAGGCAACUACUCGACCAAUGCGUAUCGCUCCCUUCAUUCCCCUCUUCCUACGCUCUUUCCAUCUUCACUCUAAUCAAAGAACCCAAUGCCCAUUCCUGGAACGCCAUGAUCAAAGGCUAUUCCACCACCUCAAACCCUCACAACUCCAUUCUUCUCUUCGCGAAGAUGCGGGAAAGUCUCGUCUUUCCUAACAAACACACCUUCCCUCUGCUUCUCAAGGCAUUUUCUAAGGCCAGAACAGAAAACCCACUCCAGCUUUUUGCCCAAACUGUGAAAUUUGGAUUUGAUACUGACCAUUUUGUGCAGAACUCUUUGGUUUCUUCUCUAGCCGUUUGUGGGUACAUUGACUAUUCCUGCAAGGUGUUUGUUGAAAUGCCUCAAAGGGAUGUGAUUUCUUAUACGGCCUUGAUUGAUGGGUACACGAGGAAUGGUAGGCCAGCCGAAGCUAUGGAGCUCUUUCUACAGAUGAGAAGAGCGGGUGUGAAGGUGGAUGAGGGCACUAUAGUUAGUGCUCUUUGUGCAGUCGGAUUGUCAAGAUAUUCUUUGUUCGGGAAAUGGCUUCACGGGUUCUAUAUAAUUCCGGGUAGAGUCCAUCAAGAUAUCUUCAUCGGGAGUUCUCUAGUGGAUAUGUAUUCCAAAUGCGGAUUGUGCAGUGAUGCAAGUUUAGUCUUUUCAGAGAUGCCGAACAAGAACAUAGUUUCCUGGACAACGAUGAUAUCUGGAUUUAUUAACUGUGAGCAAUUCAAGAAUGCACUGACCGCUUUUGAAUCCAUGCUGGCAAGUGGAUUAGAGCCUAACCAAGCCACAUUAACAAGUGUUCUAGCCGCUUGUACUAAACUAGGUGCUCUUGAUCAUGGCAGGUGGGUCCAGAAGUAUAUCGAGUCAAAUGGUUUAGGUUUAAAUCCGGCUCUUGCCACUGCUUUGGUUGAUCUGUACGCAAAAUGUGGAUGCAUCCAUGAAGCACUCUUACUUUUCAAGAAGAUUUCAUUUAAUAAAGAUGUUUAUGUAUGGACAGCCAUCCUUAACGGUUUGGCAAUGCAUGGUGAAGUUAGAAAAUGCUUAGAUCUCUUCGGGGAAAUGUUAACCAAUGGGGUAAAGCCAAAUGGGGUGACAUUCAUAGGAGUUCUCAGUGCCUGCUCCCAUGGAGGACUUGUUGAUGAGGGGAAAAAACUGUUUGGAGCGAUGGAGAGUGUCUAUGGAAUAAAACCAGCCGUGGACCAUUAUGGUUGCAUGGUUGAUCUAUUGGGUCGGGCUGGACAGCUCGAUGAAGCGGUCAAGUUGAUUGAAGGGAUGCCGGUGGAGCCCACCUCGAGUGUGUGGGGUGCUCUGUUUGGUGCAUGCUUGAUUCACAAGCAGUAUGAGUUAGGGGAAUGGGUAGGGAAUAUGCUAAUUAGCUUACAGCCUCAUCAUAGUGGCAGAUACACACUUUUGGCAAAUUUGCAUUCAAUGUCUGGGAACUGGAAAGCAAUGGGUCAAGUACGAAGAAUGAUGAGAAAGAAUGGGGUUGAGAAGAGCAGGGGAUGUAGUUGGUUUGAACUGGAAGGCACUGUCCAUGAGUUCAUUGCUUUUGACCAAUCGCAUGUUGACUCUCAAAUUGUGUAUAUGGUCUUGGAUAGCCUUUUCAGCCAUUUAGAACCCACAAAUUUUCUUCAUUCACUUACCUUAUGAAUCUCACAAAAUCUUUGCAAUUGGCAUUAAUUAUUUUGUUUAGUAAUGUUUUAAAAACGCUAAGAGCUGGCAGAAAACUAAGGCCUAUUUGCUAGGCAAAGCACAGGCGGUGGUCAAGAGAAGCCUUUGAAUUUCUUGGUCCAAAAUCCAAAUGCCAAACAAUGACACUGAAUGUUUUACCAAAAACCUUAAUUGACCCGAACUUCCAAAUAUAUCAUGAUUGGCUUUGGGCAUGUGAGUGCAGGCGCCUAAAAACAAAUGUAAUUAUAUAUGAAGUUGAAGGAGUACAAAGACUUGGUUGCAACGGCAAAAAUCACAAUAAAUUUGUAACUAUGAUAUGUUUAGGAUCAAGUUUUUGGAUUCUUAAUGUGGCUCUUUGUUGUUGUAAUUAGUCUUAUCAUCACUUUCAACUUUGUUUAUGUACAUGAUUGCAUUCAUGUUUGAGUUGUAUUACCAGGUCAAAAUGUAGUUCUAAAAUGGAACCAAAAUAGUACCACCGGCUUACAAUCA